Molecule: messenger RNA, 333 nt
Organism: Saprolegnia parasitica CBS 223.65
Lineage: Eukaryota; Oomycota; Saprolegniomycetes; Saprolegniales; Saprolegniaceae
Exons: 3
Coding region: 1-333 (110 amino acids)
Source: RefSeq, a predicted model, not a curated record
AUGCAGCAGAGCGUCCUGCCGUCGGCUGUGGAGGACGUUGCGGCAAGGGCCCACCAUGGCGAUGGGCAUGACUGCAGCGCGCGAUGCAAGAAGAGCCGCACGCAAGCUCGGUACCAUCGCUGCCGAGACGAGAGUCGCACGACCGAGAUGCUCGUAGAGAAGCACAUGCGUCCAUUGCUGCACGCGCGCUCGCCGAUGACAUCGCUCUCGCGUGCCCAACGUGCCGGCAAGGCCGUCGAUAACAUUGGCCAGGGCUCCACCUUUGCGCCGACGCGGUCGUUGGCCAUGCUCACCGACACGUCGCGGAAGCACCUCAUCAGGGCACGGCAAUAG